Brassica oleracea var. oleracea is the source of this 1269-nucleotide messenger RNA. RefSeq lists its product as uncharacterized. The transcript is spliced from 9 exons. Lineage: Eukaryota; Viridiplantae; Streptophyta; Magnoliopsida; Brassicales; Brassicaceae. The record is from RefSeq and is a predicted model, not a curated record. Bases 130 to 1047 code for a protein of 305 amino acids.
ACAAAUGUGACAGUCAUCUGUCUCUCUUUCUCUCCAAUAAAUAAAAACAAAAUUAAAAAAAAAAAAAAAAAAAAAAAAGUGGUUAGGGAUCAGAGUCGGGCCCUGCUGCUAGGAAUCUCUCCGGUGAAGAUGUCGCAACCAGACUUCAGCCUGUCGGACGAAAUUCUGGCGGUGAUCCCAACGGACCCUUAUGAACAACUGGAUCUAGCAAGGAAGAUCACGUCAAUGGCCAUCGCUUCCAGGGUCUCCAAUCUAGAGUCCCAAGUCUCCGUCCUCACGCAGAAGCUUCGUGAAAAGGAUAAGCUUAUCGAUGAUCUCGAGGGAAGAGAAUCUUCCUUGGAAAGACUAUACCACGAGGCUGGUUCCUCCCUGAAGAAUGCCCUCGACGAAAAUAUGAAACUAAGACAAGAGCGAGAUUCGCUGGCCAUCACUGCCAAGAAACUCGGUCGUGAUUAUGCAAAGCUGGAAGCAUUCAAGAGACAAUUGAUGCAAUCUUUGAAUGAUGAGAAUCCAUCUCAAAUCGACAGCACUGAUGUCAGAGACAAAGAUGAGAAUUCAAAUGGCUUAUCCACACACGAUUCUUUCUCCAACAACAACCAAGGUUUACGGCAAAGAGCCUCUUUGACUCCCCCCGGGUUAACUCCAAGCGGAACGCCAAAGAUGGUAUCGGCUGGUGGAUCUCCGAGAAGCUACUCUGCGGCAUCAUCUCCUAAGCUAUUCUCAGGAGCCGCAUCUCCAACAGCUUCACAGUAUGAUCAUAUACGCAUGUGGUCCUCAUCAAGCCAGCAAUCUUCAGUACCAAACUCUCCUCCUCGCUCACAUUCUACUUCAGCUCGCCAUGCGAGGAUUGAUGGGAAAGAGUUCUUUAGACAAGCCAGGAGCCGUUUGUCUUACGAGCAGUUCAGCGCAUUCCUGGCUAACAUCAAGGAACUAAACGCUCGGAAGCAGAGCCGUGAGGAAACGUUGAGGAAGUCGGAGGAGAUAUUCGGGACAGAGAACAAUGAUCUUUACAUAUCCUUUAAAGGACUUCUCACAAGCGGCCGUUGAUCUAUAUAAUAUGAUAUGAUAACCACCAUCACCAACAACAACCUUUUUUAGCUUCUUCUUUGGACAUACACACCACAACUAUGAAUGUGAUCUCACUCUUUUAUUCUUCUCAUGACCAAUUUAGUCAUGGUUGAUUUCAAUAAGAUUCAUUUUUGUAAUGAAUAUUCAAUGAGGUAGAUGUAUUUUUAUUAAGAGAAGACAAAAGAUGGGGAACAUAUCAAA